GGAAGUGCACUGCGUUCCUUAGCAACGAGCGUUUCCUGGAGCCCCGCCUUCCUCUGCCACACACCCCCGCUCUAGCCCCGCCUCCCGAUGACGUCCACACCCUCCUUUCCGGGCGCCUAGCAACAGAAGCGACCUCUGGGAUUGGUGUCUAGAAGAAAUUCGCGAUUCUCAUUGGACGAUGCAGUCACCGCCCAUACUGGAGCCCAGAAAGCAAAUCUUUUUGCUGUAUUAUUAUUAUUACUUAUUAUUUUUUAAAAUUUUUUGUUGAGACAGGGUCUUGAUCUCUCACCCAGGAUGGAGUGCAGUGGCAGGAUCUCGGGUCCCUGCAACCUCUGUCUCCUGGGCUCUAGAGAUCCUCCCACUUCAGCCUCCUAAACUGGGAUUACAGGCAUGCACCAUCACAUCCGGCUAAUUUUUGUAUUUUUUGUGAAGACGGGGGAGGGUUGAGGGGGCGGCGGGUCUUGCCAUGAUGCCCAGACUGGUCUCGAACUCCUGAGCUCAAGCGAUCCGCCUGCCUUGGCCUCCCCAAGUGCUGGAACUACAGGCGUGAGCCACCGCGCUGGGCUAGGACAGCAAAUCUGAGUGAAUUUUCAUAGUUUCGUAGGGAACCUGGAUCCUACGCAACAGGAUCUUCUCCAACAGCUCAGGCGGCUGCACUCUUCUCUCUGUCCCCCUGCCACACACACACACACACGAAAACAUUUCAGAGCCGGGCGCGGUGGCUCACGCCUGUAAUCCCAGCACUUUGGGAGGCCGAGGCGGUUGGAUCACGAGGUCAAGAGAUCGAGACCAUCCUGGUCAACUUGGUGAAACCCCGUCUCUACUAAAAAUACAAAAGAUUAGCUGGGCAUGGUGGCGAGUGCCUGUAAUCCCAGCUACUCAGGAGGCUGAGGCAGGAGAAUUGCCUGAACCCAGGAGGCGGAGGUUGCGGUGAGCCGAGAUCGCGCCAUUGCACUCCAGCCUGGGCAACAAGAGCGAAACUCCAUCUCAAAAAAAAAAAAAAAAAGAAAAGAAAAGAAAAAGAAAACAUUCUCAGAUCUCUCUCAGCCUCAUGCCUGAGGCCAAAAGAGAAGGAUUCAGAGUCCUAAAUAAAACACAAAGCAUAUGCCCAAACCCCCCCCCCACACACACACACAUGGGCACACCCCAUCCUAGAAUGCUUCCACAAAAGCCUCAGUUUCCCAAUAUGUGGCCUGUAAGCAUUUGUCUUUUACUAUGCCCGCUAUGGCUGCUGACAGGCAUCCCUCUGUUCGUUCGGUCCCUUGGAGACCCAAGGAUGCAGCCUUGGGUGAGGUUGCAGCUGGAGGCAGCCCAAACAUACAGGGAGUGUGAGCCAAGCACAUGAAGAGAAGGGAAGGGAGACAAAGCACCUGGCACCCAAAGAACCAGCCUGGACAUGCUGCAUGCCCCAAGGGUGAAUGUGGGUCUGGACCCGCCCCUCCUCAGCUUCCUAUAAAAGCUAGGGACUGAGUACUGCUGGUACACACACCAUGAGGCCCUCCAGGAGACCAGGAACCUUUCUGCUGGCCUUCGUGCUGCUCUGCACCCUCCUGGGUCUUGGGUACCCAUUACGCUGUGAAGUCUGUAAGGCAACCGGGAGCAGCUGCCAUGGCAAAAUGAAGACCUGCAGGAGAGACCAGAACUCAUGCAUGAUCCUGGUGGGGAAGGCUACUUCGAAGGGCAAGGAGUGGGUGCACACCUACAAAGGCUGCACCAGGUCCCAGGACUGCUACUCCGGUAUCGUAUCCACCACCAUGGGCCCCCAGGACUACUUGGCAACCAACUCCUUCUGCUGCCAGAGCGACAACUGCAACAGUGGCUUUUUGUCGGUUCCCUUGACCAAUCGUACUGAGAAUGGCCUGAUGUGCCCCGCCUGCACUUCGGUCUUCAAGGACAAAUGCAUGGGGCCCAUGACCCGCUGUGCUGGCAAGGAAAACUACUGCGUCGCCUUAUCUGGACAUGUGCAAGCUGGUGUCUUCAAACCCAGAUUUGCCAUGCGGGGCUGUGCUACACAGAGUAUGUGCUACGCCAAUCCAGGUGCUGAAGUGCCCACAGCCUCCCACGUCCUCGUCCUCAGCCGAACAGAGUGCAGUAAAGCCGCCACGCCAGAGGCCUGGAGAGCUCACUGAACCGAGGAAGAUAUAAGUGGCCUGAAGUCCCCAUUUGUCCUGAGCCUUGUAGCUCCCUAUGUCUAUAAAUUAAAGUUCUUAGACCAA
Messenger RNA from Callithrix jacchus (white-tufted-ear marmoset), 2216 nucleotides. Lineage: Eukaryota; Metazoa; Chordata; Mammalia; Primates; Cebidae. The record is from RefSeq and is a predicted model, not a curated record.